AUGGGAGAAGAACGCUAUUACGAUGCGCCUGGUCAUCUAAAACACUUGGACACCCAGGGCGGUGUUGUGCCAGGUUUAUCGGAUGCUAGAGAACUAAAUGGUAAUGAUCAGGGUGAAGAAAUUGAACCGGAGAAUGAACAAGAACACGACGAUGGCUUUGCCAUCGAAAAUGACUCCAAUGAUGUGGAAGCACGUAUGAAAAAUCUUAAGUUCCAAGGCGUACCCAAUUCCACCAUCAAAAACUCACCAGAAGGUCCAGAAACCGAGGGAAUGAAUGACCAAGCUAAAUGGUUGAGAAAGAUGAACCCACAAGAAUGGAGCAGAGAAGUGGGUCAAGCUUUUCGUCGGUUUUCCAAGCUUGCAAGUAGACGUGUGCCACGGCCGGAAAAUGGGAAAAGUGCUAGACCUUCGCUUUCGCAACACCAAAGUCCAGAAGAUGUGUACACGCAAAGCUUGGCAUCCGAUCUUAUAGACACACUUGUUGCCGGCUGUCCUGCUGCUCUAUUUGCCAGCUGUCUCUUUCUCCGCGAUGAACACGGAGUGAGAAGAGCUCCUAUGCUCCUGGCUAUGUUGGGAGUGAAAGUAAAACCGUCAACACCACUUGACGAUUCUUGCGUCAAUGGCCAUGAACGUAGUCGGCUAGAAGGUGCUAAUCAGGAGUCUCAGAGCAACGCUGUCAAGUUCAGAUUAGAACUCGAUUAUGGUGUCGGAUACAAUCGAAUGAAAUGGUCAGUCGUCAAGUCGUAUAAAGACCUGGUCUCACUGCACGCCAAGUUGAAGCUCAUGUCAUUCCAACAAAGCGCAAUCAAUAAGCUUCACAUUGAUAAUCAUAAGUUUCAACCUAUGCACCUCCCUCACUUUCCUCGCUUUGACGAUCCUGCGAAAGGAGAGCGAAGUUCGUUGUCUAGUAACUCAAGUCGUCACAGCACUAACAUUGGUUCCAAUUUAGAUCAUGCCGAUGGCAUAGGUGGAGCACAUGAGCUUCAUGGCAGCGGAUCACUGCAUACAGGGCGUACCAAUGAGUUCGAAAUAAAGAGAUUCCGCAUGAGACACUUACAAGAUCUCCUUGCUGAGCAGGACGAUACCUCACAUGCCAUGCAUAUAAGGCUGGAACGUUAUUUGAAGCUAUUGAAUUUAGCGCUUUGCCUCAGGCCGCAAUCCAAUCGUCUUUUUCAGUUUUACGAAUUAUCACCUAUCGGCAACUUGCUCAGCUAUGAAAAUGGUUACCAAGGAAAGCAAGGAUACAUGGUCGUAAGGUCAACGGCCAGCUCGCAAGGAUGGAGAGUGUCUCAUUUCAAAUUUCAGGACUUUAGAGCUAUGAUCGAAAGACACACCAACAAGUGGUUUUUGAUUAGACACUCAUACAUCCUUUACGUGUCUGAUCUACAUUCUACUACACCCUUAGAGGUUUUCUUGGUUGAUUCAAGCUUUCAAAUACGAGUUCCCGGAGAGCUUGAGGUUAUGGCGAAUGAUUACAAAAACUUCGAUCCUAUGGGGCAAGAUACCAAAAAGCUAUCAACCAAGCUGAUGAUAACGUUGGAAAACAGCGAGCGUAAAAUUCAAAUGCUUGUUAAAUCCGAAUUUCAAUUGAGGUUGUGGGUAGCGUCCAUCUCAAAGAUGGUCGAGUCUACAAUCUGGACCCAGAAGAAGAGAUUCGAUAGCUUUGCACCAAUUAGACAGAACUGUUUCUGCAAGUAUUUGGUUGACGGAAGAGACUACUUUUGGGCAUUGAGCGAAGCUCUCUCGAUGGCACAGGAUGUCAUUUUCAUUCAUGACUGGUGGCUCUCCCCGGAGCUUUAUAUGCGCAGACCCGUCAAAGGUAACCAACAGUUUCGUAUUGAUAGAAUAUUGAAAGAAAGGGCAGAAAAAGGCGUCAAGGUGUUUAUCGUCGUUUACAGAAACGUUGGCUCAACUGUGGGCACCGAUUCCUCAUGGACGAAACAUUCGAUGCUAAACCUCCACCCCAACAUCCAUUUAAUCAGGUCGCCCAAUCAGUGGCUACAGAACACCUACUUCUGGGCUCACCACGAGAAGAUGACUGUCAUUGACCAUAGUAUAGCUUUUAUGGGAGGCAUAGAUUUGUGCUACGGUAGAUUCGAUACACCGGAGCAUGUUUUGAAGGACGACAAUCCAGAUUUCAAAAAGCAGAAUUUUCCUGGUAAAGAUUAUUCAAAUGCUCGAGUCUGCGAUUUUUACGACCUGGAUAAGCCUUUUGAGUCAAUGUAUGACAGAAAUUACAUUCCGAGAAUGCCUUGGCACGAUGUUCAUAUGAUGACCAUUGGUCCAGCGGCUCGCGAUAUGUCUCGCCAUUUUGUUCAGAGAUGGAAUUAUCUCAUUCGGCAAAAGCGCCCUAGCAGACCUACACCUUUGCUGACUCCACCAAGCGACUUCACUGCAGCUGAGAUGAAAAAUUCCCCACUGUUCCAAAAAAUCAAGGAACGCUCCACUUGCGAGGUACAGGUUCUAAGAAGCGCUGGGAACUGGUCCCUGGGUUUGAAAAAGACAGAACAUUCGAUCCAGAAUGCUUACUUGAAGUUGAUAGAGACAUCGAACCACUACGUUUAUAUGGAAAAUCAAUUUUUUGUCACAAGCUCUAGCUGGGAUGGUGUUGUCGUCGAGAACAAAAUCGGAGAUGCCCUUGUGGAUAGAAUUAUCAAAGCAAACAGCGAAGGAAAAGCGUGGAAAGCUUUCGUCGUUAUUCCGCUAAUGCCUGGUUUUGAUUCUCCUGUUGAUAAGCCCGAAGGCUCGAGUGUUCGGGUGAUCAUGCAAUGCCAGUUUCAAUCGAUAUCUAGAGGAGAGACUUCCAUUUUUGCUAGGCUCAGAAAGCUAGACAUCGAUCCAUUGCAAUACAUUCAGUUUUUCUCAUUGAGAAAAUGGUCCUCUCUGGGAAAGAACGGUCGCCUAGUCACCGAGCAGCUCUACGUGCACGGAAAGGUUUUGAUUGUCGAUGAUAGAGCGUGCAUUAUAGGGAGCGCUAAUGUGAAUGAGAGGUCGAUGCUUGGUAACAGAGACAGCGAAGUCGCUGCUUUGGUGAGAGAUACCGAUUUGGUAGAAACAAAGAUGGGAGAUAAGCCUUAUUUAGCAGGAAGAUUUGCCUGGGAAUUGAGACAAAGGCUGAUGCGCGAGCAUUUAGGCUGCGACGUUGACAUUAUCGAGGUCGUGGAAAGAAAGUUCGGCAGAUUUGAACAGCUUGCAAGAUUGAACUAUAACACUUUGCACUUACUGGACGGCGGUGAGCAUAGCAAGAAAGCCAAAAUCGAAUCUGCUCUCAUUGAACUUGGUUACAGAGAAGUAAUGCUAACAAAUGCGAGCGAAGCAUGGGAGGAAAAGUACGGCUCAUCUACGAGCCACUUUGGGCUCGGUAAUCACGAUUUCGAGGACAUAAACGAUUCUUCAAGCAUGGAGCAGGCCGAGGAGGUCGACAAAAAAUCCAGCUUACCGCGCGUCAAGCACGAGAACGACGAUAAAUUGUCCACUUUGAAUCACUAUCACUCUUUUAAUAACAGAGCUGGUGAAGCUAACCUGGGAAUGAGAGAUAAGAAACCAAUUAGUACAGACUCAAGGCUAGUAAACAAUGAGGUGCAUGCUGCCGACGUUGACGGUCUAGGGCACGAUGAAUGGAAAAAGGCCGGCCACAAGUUGAAGCAAAAGGUGACGGAAAAGCUCCGUUCUUGGGCAGAGAAGGUACUUCCUGUACAAUUUGGCAAAAAUGGACGCGACAAAAGCGCAGAUAUGUUUUUGCCAGAUCGUGAAGACGUGGAAGACUACCUCAAUGAUCCUGCUGUCUCUGCAACGGAGCAAUGGGAUAUGUUGAAGCGAAUUUGUUACCUGCAGUUUUUGUCAUACAACAACGAACAAAAGAACCACUUAAAAAAGGCAAAUGAACCUGCACGCUCUUCUUCCUCCAGUGUAUCUUCCGACUCUUCUCUUCCAUCGCCCGAAAUCAGCAAUGUGGGGUCUCGAUCAAGCCAUGUAAGCGCUGUGGAAGACCAUGAACUAGACGAUGAGAUUAUUAGCGACAUGUUGAUGCAACUGUUACCUCCAAUUGGAAACAAUGGGUCGCAAAAGAGGGAUUUCUUGAAUUUGAGAUUCAUCGAUCCGUAUGCGUUUGAGGAUCCAGUGUGUGACUCCUUUUACGAGGACUUGUGGUUCGCAGUAGCUCUGCGCAACACCAUGUUAUUCCGACUCGUGUUUCACUGUCAGCCGGACAACUCAGUGCAAACUUGGCGUGACUACAAAGAUUUCAAUCGUCUGCACGAGGAGUUUGACCGAGGUCAAGACGCGGUGAUCGACCUUGAGCAACAUCCAGAGCUCGAUCACGAGCGAGGGCAAGGCGAGGACGAAAACCCAUCUUCGCAGGCGCGUCAUACGUCUCACAGGGAAGACGCGUUUUCGUCCUCGAGGACUGCUAACAACAGCAGCGGCAAUGGUCACGCCAACUACAAAGGUCGCUCGCGGGCGUUGAAAAUGAAGCUUUCCAGCAGCGUAUUGUACGGGGCCAACCAGCGUAUUUUUGACAAGUACACGGCACAGAGGAUUUUGGAGCGUAUCCAUGGCCAUCUAGUCGUUUUCCCCACCGAUUGGCUUGCCCGGGAGGUCGAGUCCAAGAACUGGUUCUACAGCGCAGACAGGUUGCCUCCUAUUGAUAUCUACGACUAA
Lachancea meyersii CBS 8951 is the source of this 4659-nucleotide messenger RNA. NCBI's taxonomy places the organism in Eukaryota, Fungi, Ascomycota, Saccharomycetes, Saccharomycetales, Saccharomycetaceae. The record is from the annotation of a GenBank genome assembly.